Messenger RNA from Drosophila subpulchrella, 2591 nucleotides. Its product is annotated as neural cell adhesion molecule 2. NCBI's taxonomy places the organism in Eukaryota, Metazoa, Arthropoda, Insecta, Diptera, Drosophilidae. Gene Ontology annotation, cellular component: neuron projection. The record is from RefSeq and is a predicted model, not a curated record. The transcript is spliced from 7 exons. Bases 727 to 2133 code for a protein of 468 amino acids. Gene Ontology annotation, molecular function: protein binding.
GCAACGGUUCGAACGUGAGCGCGGCUGCAAAAAUCGAAGGACUCGCGUUUACUGGUGAAGUCAUUCGUAUCCGCACUCGCAAUCGAACUUCGUCGAGCAUCCGCCGUGGAUGCCGAAUGUCCUGCGGUGCACUUUCAGUCGAAUCUCGACGUUCGCCUGAAAUGGAUCAGGGGAUUCCCCAGCGGCGGCUACUGCUUCGAAUGUCAGCCAAGUAGAGCGCGAGAGUUGAACGUGAAAUCGUGGCAAAUCGUUGGCAGGAUAUAUUUUGCCGGAUAUGUCAACCUACGACGGUAUCCUCCACCCACCGCCCACCGGUGGCUUCCUCCUCCAACGAUCCGAGUGCUUCCUCAAGUGCUAGUGCUUAAGAAGAAGAUACAAAAAAAAAACGAUAAAAGGAAGAGCCGGCAGGCCAAGAGCCACAAAACAAAAUAGCCAUCCAAAAAGAAAAGAUAUAAAGCAAAAAUGUUGGCCCUGAGCUGGAUGAUGAUGAUGUCAUGCCAUUAUCCUGGCCAAAAGUGAAAGUGUUGUUGCCGCUUUUCCGGCCACGCGUGACACAUGAGCGGCUCAGUCAUGUGCCAUUAUCCCUCAAGUGAACAGCCUCGUAAUUAACUGAAAAACUCACCCAACGUGCUAUUAACUUACUGCGAAAAAAAACAUAAUUAGAAGAGAAUUAGUGAAAUUAACCAUUAAGGAUUAUAGCCAAAUAAAGGAUAUUCCCGCUGAGCUAUGGAUACGCUGAUUGCACUCAGCUCUCUGCUUCUGCUACUUCUCUCACAAAAUGCUGCAAUCCUUGGCCAGAUGGACAGAACCAGCAUCGGGGGGAGUGGCAUUGGCAUCCCGCCCUCCGCCACUCCGCCCACGCCCCCCCUCAGCCUGCUGCCGUCGACGCCAUCGCAAACGCAUUUUGUAAAUGAGUCCUUCAUCAUCUACUGCCAGACAGUACAAAAGGAUAUCGACACCAAGUGGCGUGAUCCACGCGGACAGACCCGUGAGAACACCAAGGGACGCGUCCACAUCGAGAAGAAGACGACGGGACAUCUGGCCUUAGUUUUCGAGCACAUCGCACUGGAGGACAGGGGAAACUGGACCUGCGAGGUGAACGGGAAUAGGAAUGGGAAUCGGAAUGUGAAUGUUGAACGUGAAUAUUUGGCCUCCUUCGAGCUGCUCGUAAAUCAGAAAAUCUCAUUUGGGAAGACGGAGCUGGUGCAAUCGGUGCGCGAGGGACGCGAUGCGCUGGUCAAUUGCUUUGUGGAGGGAAUGCCCGCCCCGGAAGUCUCCUGGCAUUACAAUGGCGAAUAUAUAAACACUGUAAACUCGUCGAAGCACAAUCGCCUGACCAACGGUCUGUACAUCAGGAAUGUGAGCCAGGCGGAUGCCGGGGAGUACACAUGUCGGGCCAUGCGUAUAACACCGACUUUUUCGGACUCCGAUCAAAUAACGAUAUUGCUAAGGAUACAGCAUAAGCCCCACUGGUCCUUCAACGAGACCCUACCCGUGCAGUACGCUUAUGUGGGCGGGGCCGUGAACUUAAGCUGCGAUUCGAUGGGUGAGCCGCCACCAUCCUUCACUUGGUUGCACAACGGCAAAGGCAUAGUGGGCUUCAAUCACCGCAUUUUCGUGGCCGACUAUGGGGCCACGUUGCAGCUGCAGAUGAAGAACGUCUCCCAAUUCGGGGACUACAAGUGCAAGGUGGCCAAUCCGUUGGGAAUGCUCGAGCGGGUUAUUAAACUGAGACCGGGGCCCAAACCGCUGGGUCCCACACGCUUCCAGCUAAAGAGGCUCUACACCAACGGAUUCGAGCUGGAUCUUCAGACGCCCCCGAUGACAAACGUCUCGGAUGAGAUGCAGAUCUAUGGCUACCGGGUGGCCUAUCUGAGCGAAAGCGAGUUCAAGUUCAGCGCCGGCAACUGGAGCUAUGCCAAGCAAAGGGACUUCUCUUUCCAUGGGGGCUACAAAUACAUUAUCCCCCAUCUGGAGAAAAACACAACGUAUCUGAUGAGGGCGGCCAGUCGAAAUCUCGCUGGAUUGAGUGACUGGAGUGCCGUAAAGGUCUUCACCACAGCCGCCGGAUGCAGAUGGAAUCCGUCGCUAUACCCCAUAUACGUUCUCAUCCUGGCUUUCAUCUGGACAUAGAGCUUGUCCCAUUCCAAUGACAAAUACCAAAUACCAAAUGCAAUCCCAUCCCAAAUCAUCGUUAACUGUUGCUGCUGAGUUCUCUAUUUUCUUGUAUCUUCUGUGAUAGAACUUUGUGUGUGCAAUUCACUUUAACCUAACCCAAGAAUGUUUAGAGGAGGGAAUUAUUAAACGUAAUGCUUUUUGCUAUAUAUAGACGAUAUCUGUUCAGCCUAUUGCCAAUUUUUGCUGCCAACUUUCAUUCAUCAAUCGCAUUUUUUGUACGUUUUUUAUGAGAAAAGGUUAAGGAAGUUAUUAAUGAACGAUUUUGAAGAGCGUGGAAUCCUUACGAUACAUACAAUACAUAUGCAUUGUCAACUCUACCUUAUAGUUAAUUAUGAAAUGCCCAACUCUACAUAAAUGUUGUUCAAGCUACAAAACUAAAACGAUAUACAAGUAAACACAAAACGAAACGAACC